Messenger RNA from Protomyces lactucae-debilis, 1534 nucleotides. RefSeq names its product Alpha/Beta hydrolase protein. Lineage: Eukaryota; Fungi; Ascomycota; Taphrinomycetes; Taphrinales; Protomycetaceae. The coding region runs from base 85 to 1059 and encodes 324 amino acids. The transcript has a single exon. The record is from RefSeq and is a predicted model, not a curated record.
CGACGAACUUCACUCAAACUCACGACCAGACUCCACUCCAGCUACAGACAGCAUCCAUCAUCCUCCUGGCCUGCCAUCGGGCAAAUGCCUGUCCGCCCAGUCCGCAUCGAAGCAUCCAGGCAACAUCGAAUCCGCGCCCGUCUCUACUCCCCUUCCUCCUCCACACCGCCCACACGACUCUGUAUCCUGGCACACCCUUACCCAACCUUCAGCUCCUACAACAAUGAACUCAUCGUCCUCCUUGCCGAACAUCUCCAACAACUCAACUUCCUCGUCCUCACCUUCAACUUUCGUCGACAAAAGGGAACAUGGUCAGGUCACUUGGAACGCUCUGACUAUAGCUGUGCGUUGGAUUGGUGUUUGAUCAAGUUUCCUAAUGUACAAGAAGUCAUCUUGGGCGGAUACUCCUAUGGCGCGCUUGUGGCAAGUGCCUGUUUCCCACAUCCGUUACCUGUGCUCCAUGCCUUGGAUGAUGUUGUUGGUUUUGAAAGCCGAGCAGGCAUGCUACCGCGACAUCCUGGUCGUGCAAGUAUCGGAUCGCAUGUCUCUGACGCACCGACGGAACAUGCAAGGACACAACCUACCUCUGCGGAUAUGGAAGAUGAUGAAGCUGCGAAUCGGCAGAGUAUCGCACUUAAUCGACAUCGUACCUCUUCUGUGUUUGGUCGUGCGACACACUGGCUUCCCGGCACGCAUGCGAGUCAUCGUGGUGAUGCCUUGCUAGCGGAGAAUCUCACCAGAAAACUCAAAGUACGCUACCUCUUUGUAUCGCUGCCACUCAGUGCAUAUCGCUACUCACUAUGGAUGUUCCCAAAACCCAGGCGAGCAUGGGAGAAUAAACGCCAUUUACCAGCGAGUUCUAUUGACAAGAUUGAUAUCUUUGCCAUUUGGGGGGAUGAAGAUGAGUUUUCAUCCAAGGUACGCAUCAAGCGCAAAUUGAACAGAGCAAGUUGGCAUGUCAGGUUGAUUGAGGGAUGUGGUCAUUUCGUGGAAGAGGAUGAGCAUGUUCAGCAGUUGAAGGAACAGGUCGAGCGCUGGAUUGACGGUGGACGAGACUAACACAGGCCUUGUGACAAUUACAUAGAGGUCUAGUCGUCAAACUUGAAAGACCGCGCUUGCUGGUCAAUCGCUCCUCCUUUGUACGCACCACGCUUCUUCUUAUUCUUCUCCUUUGUGAAGUUCUUGCCACGCGUCUUGAGCAAGUCCGCACUCGCUUUACUCCCAAAUUCAUUGUCUGGUCCACGAUACGCAUUAUCACGCAACACAUCAUUCGCAUACUCAAUCUUUUCCGUGUUGAUGCGAGAGAAGGGGAUGUUUUGUUUUCUACCACUCGCUUUCGUCACCGUGACUUCUUGAUCAUGUGACGCGGUCGUCUUGGCCUUCUUUGCGGCACCUGUUGCUGCAACGGGCUGGAUAUUGACGAUGGGAUCUGCUUCAUCCGAGUCUGCGUCUCGUGAACGUUUCUUGGAUGAAGGCUUGGUUGUUGUCGUUGCGGCCUUGUCGGUAUCACUGUCACUGUCACUGUCGCUGUCGC